UGGGGGGGCGGGGGUGUGCGGUGUGCUGUGUUCUUAGACCGUUAACAGAAGCUAACAGUUGUACCGAUAAAAUUUUUUCAUCUUAAGUUUUUAUAAUUAUGUCAGCAAAUAGGGCAUUGGCAGUUUAUUAUUUAUAAAGCUCUAAGAAUAUAUUUGAAGUUGCAGUAGAAUAAUAGCUAGUAACGUAACGUAUAUUUGUAAUAAUAUUGUAAUACGAAUAAAAUACUAGUCAUCCAACAACAUGGCUGACAACGUUCCGGUAAAUAGUGCCAGUGGAAAAGCUGCAGAACCAAAGGAAGGUUCCGAUAAGGAGGAACAGACCUCCAAACCCAAAAUGAAGAUAUUUAUCAAAACCCCCAAGGAGACAGAAUCAUUUCAAGUCGAUGAAAACUGCACAAUACAAAAGUUGAAAGAAAUGAUACAAAACAAGUUUAAUGCAGAAUCGAGUCAGCUGUGCCUAAUUUUUGCUGGAAAAAUUAUGAAAGAUAAUGAAACUUUAACUCAGCUGGGGAUCAAAGAUGGUUUCACAAUUCAUUUGGUAAUAAGAGGUGCUCAAAGGCCUGCCAGUACUGCUACUACAACGGAAAAUACUAAUACCCCACCUGCAGAUCCAUAUGGGGCUUUUUCCAGAUUCAAUAUGCCAAACCUUGGCAACCUAGGAAAUCUUGGGAACCUUGGAAAUCUUGGAAACCUUGGAAAUCUUGGAAAUCUUGGAAACCUUGCGAACCUUGGAAACCUUGGAAAUUUUGGAGGUACAGAUGGCCUAGCGGAUUUUACUCGUAUGAAUAGACUUCCAAGUAUGCAGAGCAUACAGAAUGAAAUCCUUCAAAAUCCAGAAACUUUGCGGAAUAUUCUAGAUAAUCCUGUUGUGCAAGGAUUUCUUAAUGACCCAGAACACAUGAGAAAUUUAAUGACAAGAAGUCCUCAGAUGCAAGAAUUAAUGGAAAGAAAUCCAGAAAUUAGCCAUAUGCUAAAUAACCCCGACCUUUUAAGACAAACAAUGGAAUUGGCUAGGAAUCCAUCUAUGUUACAGGAAUUGAUGAGAACUCAUGAUAGAGCUAUUAGUAAUUUAGAAAGUAUCCCAGGAGGUUAUAAUGCUCUACAAAGAAUGUAUCGUGAUAUUCAGGAACCAAUGUUAUCAGCUACCACAGAACAAUUUAUUAGAAAUCCAUUUACUGGGUUAGUGGAUAACACAUCAACAAGUAAUCCUCAACAAGGUCGUGAAAAUACAGAACCAUUACCCAAUCCAUGGUCACCAUCUCAACCAGCAUCUGGUGGUGGGGGGAACAGAACCACACCUGCUAACAAUGAUACAAAUCCAUUGGGAGGACCUUCAAUGGCAAGUUUUUUUCACAACCUUGCAACUGUCAUGGAAGGCGGUAAUCUAGAUGAUCCUGAAAUGCAAUCUUUCCUUAAUAUGUUUGUAGAAGAUCCUGAGUUUUUAGACUCUAUACUGCCUAGAAAUCCGUACAUUCCUUCUGGAAAUUCACCAUCAGCAGAACAAUUGGGGAACUUGGGGAACUUAUUACAAAAUCCAGAUUUAGUUAAUAUGCCGACAAAUCCUGAAGCUGUAAAUGCCUUUAAUCAGAUUCGAGAGGGCAUGGAACUACUUCGUCAGACAGCACCAAAUUUUUUGAAUGCACUUAAUAUUCCACCAGGAUUUAGACCACCAGCAACAACCACUAACAGCAACAAUAGUACUACCAAUACAACCAGCACUGUUAAUAGCACCACCACUGGAACUACCACAACUACAACUCCAUCUAGUGGACGCACUAAUGUACCAGCUACAACUACAACUGGUACUUCCUCACCAUUUAAUGCAGAGAUAUUUGCUCGUAUGAUGCAAAGCAUGAACCAAGCGCCGCCGGAAGAGAGAUACCAGAAUCAAUUAGAACAACUCAGAGCAAUGGGUUUUAUGAAUAGAGAAGCCAAUUUACAGGCAUUGAUUGCCACAUUUGGAGAUGUAAAUGCUGCUGUAGAGCGAUUACUUGCCCUAGGGCAGCUCUCUAUGAGUUAACCUUGUGAAGAAUAGAUUCCCAAAAAUAUUUUCCCUCUCAUGUUUUAUUUAAUAGUUUAUCCUUGUUUUAAAAUAUAAUUAGAUGGUUUAAUGAAAAAGUAGCCUUGAGAUGCCUUGUUUUAUAUUCCCUAUUUGUUGGGCUGCUAUUGGUUAUAGGGCUUUGUAUUUUUUAUUAUUUAAACAAAAUAAGGUUCACUUUUUAUACAAUUGGAUAAACUGCUUAAUAUAUAAGAAGAAUAGCAUAAUAUUCUGAGAUUUAACAAAGUCAUGUCUUUGUACUCUUUAAAAUACUCUAAAGAAUUAGAAAAUUUUAACUAGGUAUGUAUAUAUAACAUAUUGUUGACCUCUACAAGGUUAUUGCUAUUAUAAAAUGACCUUUUAUGUAAAAUUAACUAGGUAUUUAAAAAGGACAUAUCAAGGCUAUCAUAAUCAACAUUCUAGAAAAGCUCUGACUAGAGAAAAAUCAGUGAUUUUUGACAACCACAAAAACAAUUUGUGACAUUUUAGUUUGACAGAUGUUUCCAAAAUAUAUAAAAAUAGUCUUUUAAUUAACAUUCUUGUUAAUGGUUUUGGAAAAUGUUUAAACGCAAUUUUUGGAAGACAUCUAAAGUUGGCCAGGAUUUUUUUAUAUUUAUAUUUUAUAUUUAUACUACUUUUUGAACAAUAUAGUUUUUCGUAUUUUUAUUUUUUUUUAAAUGCAGGUUUUUCAAGAGUGUUGAUGGUUUUAUGUUAAUACAUAGUUACGACUUAGAAGUUUACAUAUAGACUUUCAAAAAAUACAUUUGAUCACUUUAAUGAUUUCAACAAGCACAUACACAGUGUGGUCUGUUCUAAGAUAUCACAUUAGGAAUGUAUAAAAUUACUAAAAAAUCUCAUUUCUCAAAUUAUGUAUUCCACUGCAUUGGCCCUACGUGAUUUGUAUUGGAUGUUCUUAAAAAGAGUAGCCUGAAUUUAUUAAAACUGCAAUUGAUAUGAUAACUAUCAAUAAUUUAUUGUAUUUGGGAUAAAAAACAUUAUUUGAGGUCAAGUUUCUGCCUUGAAAAAUUUAUUAGUGUUUGACAAGAGUAGUAAGAAAUGGAUGGUAGUAUAAUUUGGAAUAAUAGCUUUAUAUUUUAACAUUAUUUAUUUAUUUAAAUUUUUUUAACAUUUCUAGUUAUUAAUAGCAUAUUUUACAGCUUGUCUACUGAUGAAAGAUCUAAUUACCAGAAUAUUUUUCUUUUUAAUGUGUUAUGUAAGAUAUCUUAGAUGAUGACGCUAUAAUUGAUCAAAAUGUAUCCUAGAUUGACUAAAUAUAAAAUACAUAAACUGUUUUCAACUCAAAUUAAAAAGAUCCUCUUUAAGUUUUUUGAUGAUUUUUGGCAGUAUAGAAUUGACUAUUCCUUCUGAGCUCAGAAGAGGUUGUUGGCAAAUUUAGAUUUCAAUACUCUGCUGCACGCUUUAACUACAUGCAGUCAAAUUAAAAAGCAAUGGAAUUACUUCGCCAAACAUUCUCUAAUCGUAUGAAUGUAUUAAAUAUUGUUAACGUAUUAGAGCUACCAAGCGCCUCCAGUACUACCAUGCUCCUUCAGUACUACUAAGCACCUGACUAUGCUGACUAUCAGAGUCAUAGUUCAACUAAUGGACUCGCUAUUUCAUCUGCUGCUGACCACUGGCUCUCAACCAUUUGCAGUUUUCAAGGUAAGGUUAAUCUUCUUGUUAACAUUCCAGAACUAUAGUCCGUCUCACCUUGACUUUACUGUAUAAGGAACAUAGGCAAUGCAGUCCUUAUGAGAGUUUUUAGCGCGGUGAUGCCGAUUUUAUCAAAAAUAAUUUUUAAUCGAACAUUAGAGAGAUUAAAUUAAAACUGUUUUAGAAGGCAAUCUACAAUUUUAAGAUUCAUAUGUGUUUAAGUUUAUUUUUGAUAUACUAUAGUUAUUACGCAUAUGAAACCUAAAAUUGUAGAUUGCCUUUCUAAAACAGUUUUAAUUUAAUCUCUCUAAUGUUCGAUUACAAAUUCUUUUUGAUAAAAUCGGCAUCACCGCGCUAAAAACUCUCAUAAGGACUGCAUUGCCUAUGUUCCUUAUACUGUAAAGUCAAGGUGAGACGUACUAUAGUGACCAUUAUAGCUUAAAGAAAUAUUACUAGAUUUUCUAGAAGCAUACAUAGUAGUAUACAUAUCAUUGUGUGUAGCCCCAAUAAUAAACGUGAACUUCUUUCAUAAUUUGAAGUUGUAGCUCAAUUUUAAAUAGACUCAUUCCAUUUUCUUGUUUUUUUAUAGUCAUUGUUUCCUUGGCUGUCAAAUGAGUCCUCAAGAGAGAAAUCAGGCCAGUGGGUUUUAUGGAUAGGAAAGUCAAAUUUAUAGGCAAUCAUUAUUAACUUUUGGAGAUUAUGAUUGCUGCCGUAUAGAGUUUAACCAUAUUAAGGCGGAUCUAUGUCAAUAAACUUUCAGAAUAGAUUCACAAAAAUAUUAUUUUGUAUUUAAUAGUUUAAUUCUUGUUUUAAAAUAUAAUUAGAUAAUUUAAAGAAACGUAGCUUUAAAAUGUCUUUUCUAUUUUGAUUAGGCUGUUAGUACCCUACAAAAUUAAUGUUAGUUUUUCUGGAUAAAAUACUUCAAGAGGUUUCAUAAAAAGUCAUCUUGUCCCCUAAAAUACUUGACUCCUCAAAUUUGAAACAGCAAUAUAAGUUGUACAUAUUGAUGACAAGGUUAUAAAUAUAAAUGUCUAUUGUCUGUGUUAGAAAUUAUCUAUUUAGAUAUGCAAUAGUUUUUGCUGAUUUACAUUUUAUUGACAAUAGAAAAAAUUUAAAUAUUUAAAAAGGACAUUUCAAGGCUAUCAUAUAUCAACAUUCUGGAAAAAGCUGUGACUGGUGUAAAUUACAUGUAACAAUUUACUAUUGAGGACGAUAUUGAUAUAUAACUAUUUUCUAUAGACCAUUCAGUGGCCAUUAUAUUUUUAUGAAAAAAUUCUAGUCACAUAAUGUUUUGCUAUUAACGAUUAACCGAAAUAAUCAUUUAAGGCAACGAAACUUUGGUAUUUUGGAGUCAAAAAUAUGAACUAGAAGGUUUGGUGGGAUUUAGUACCAAAUAAAAUAUUACUUGCAAUUUUUCUACCUAAUUUAUAUUUUUAAUACGAAGAUUUUCAAAGAAAUGGUAAAUCGGUAAAUUAUUUUUAUAAUAAAUACUAUAACUGCAUAUACGUGUUGCUAUAAUAAAAGAAUUAUUGGAAAGAUCUGUAUGAAAUUGAAAAGUGGGAGGUCAUCAUCAGUGUUCGAUACUUUGUUUCGUUUAGUUAAUAUUUCAAUUUUCUCCUUCUUAAGAAUUCUAGAAGCCGCUUAUAUAUUCUGAUAAUAUUAGUUGUUCAGUUGAAUUGAAAUGCUUUCUAUAAUAUAAGGAAAGUUAAAAUAAUCACUACCUUGAUAGAAACUUCAAUACUUUAGGUAAAAUCAGCAUAUUUAUUCGAAUAAAUUAUAAAAGGUUGCAUUGAUAACUCGAUUAAAAGAAGUAAUGUCAGUUGAGUAAUGGAAACUUUAAUAUAACUUUAAAAUAUGUUAUGAAACUGUUAAUUCGUUUUAGAUAUUCAUCUUUAAGUAAAAAUUAUACAUGGUCAGAAUAAUUUUUAAAUCAGUAAAUAAUUAAGAAUUUUUAACAGUAAUUUACAUAUUAAAUUUGGUGUAACAAGAAUAUUUAACUGUCGUGUGGAGAAAUAUAGUUUUUUAAAACGAAUUUUUCAUAUUUUCAAUUAUAAUUCUAGAUCUUCUUCUUCUUGUGCCACUCCUAUCGGAGAUUGGAAAUCAUCAAGGCUACCCUGACCUUGUUUACAGCUGACCUAAAAAAUUCAUUAGUGGUGCAGCCAAACCACUCUCUCAAAUUCCGCAACCAUGACAUUCUUCUACUGCCUGGAUUCCGUUUUCCUUCUAUUUUUCCUUGCAUUAUAUUUUGAAGUAAUGCGUAUUUAUGACCUGUCAGCAGGUGAUCCAAAUAUUCGAGUUUUCUUAGUUUUAUCGUUAACAAAAUCUCUGGGUCUUUUCCUAUCCUUCGUAUUACUUCAAGGUUUGUGAUUCUUUCAACCCAAAUUAUCUUCAGCAUUCGACGGUAGGAUCACAUCUCGAAACUCUCAAUUCUAGAUACAUGUUCCUUAUUCUGCUCAACGUUGACAUUUAUUCUUACUAUAGCUUUUUUGUAAAUGCAGAUUAUUUUCAAGAGUGUUGAUUGUUUAUGUUAUUGGUUCAUAGUUAAGGUUACAUAUAGCAGAUAUAUACGCAGUUACUGAAACAUUCCUUUUAUGCUUGUUUAGAGUCUUUUAAAAGUGCAAUUGAUAUGAUAAAUAACUUAUUUAAUGUAUUUUAAUAAAACACUAGGUUACUAUCAGUAUUGGCGUAAAAUUCCGGCCAUGGACUCUAUGUACAUGGCAAAAAUAAGAUUUAGAUUUUGAUAGAAUGUUUGUACAGUAUUUGAAAAUUAUUCUAUUAUGUACAGGUUUUCAAAAAAAGGUAGUGGGUAUAUAAAAGGGAUUACAACAUUAUAGAGUUGUAGAUUUUACAAUAAUUCGUCAAAUUAGUUCACAUAAACAAAAACUUAACUUUAUCCGCCCAUUUAUUACAUUCCAUUUAUCUGCCCUUUUACUAUUUAUAUAGAUGUGUUUCUUCAUAAUUUUCUGGCUCUAUUGUAUAUUUUCACUUCAGGUGAUUCUUACUGUUUUCAUCCUUAGCUUCGAUAUUUUUCCAUGCUUUUGUUGGACUUUUGUUUUUCCCACACCAUUUUUGCUUCCUUAUGUCUAUCUGCAUUUUAAGUCCCAACCACUGUAUUCUUCUUAAUUCAGUUUUUACUAUACUUGUCACCUUCAGGAACUUUCUUAUUACCGCCCUUUCAAUUUUGUCUGUAUGUUUUAUACCCUUCAAUUUCUGAGAAUUUUUAUUUCAUAGGCUUCGCUUUGCCGAGUCAGGUCAAUACUUAUGAAACUAUUAUCAAUAUAUAAAAUUAUUAAUAAAUUAUUAAAUAGCUAUGAUAGUAGUCAUACUGUAAAGUUGAUGUACCUAUAAGUAAUUUCUUUUGACAAACUUAUAUAAAUACUUUCAGCAACCACGAUACUUUUUUUACAAUUAUAUGAUACCUAUUUUUGAUUCCUUCGUACAAAGAAAAUUUAAACUAUUCUUGAUUACUGAUAGAACCUUUGUUUAUUCAUUUUUUGCGUUGUUUGAAUAUAUGGUGAAUCGGUAAUGUGUUGUAUAGUGCAUGUAUAACAGCGAACAACAGUUAAAAUCCCAUCACAUGUUUGUUUAUCUUUUACUGUAAAUAAAAAUAUAUUUGAUAUUGUUUUUAUCAAUAAAUUAUUAAGAAAAGUUCAUAUAAAAAUUAAUAGCUUAACUUAAAAUUAACUAAAAAAAAAUAAGUCAAAUCCUUUAUAAAAGGUAUAUUUAUUAAAAUUCCUUAAAAAGGGCUACAUCACAAACGCAGAACUAGUUUUCGAUCCGAUUACAGAUCAUCAUCAGUGCUGACAAGAUGCUGACAUGCUAACCACUAAAAUGAAAAUAUUUGGGUAAAAACCUUUUAAACUUAAUCAGUCAUGGAAACAUUGACUCUAAUUAAUAAAAUAAACAUGGGUGUAUUAGAUAUCACAUGAAUUAGGCCCUGGGUACCAUCUGACCAUCUAUUGAGUUGUUUACAUGUUGAAUGAUCGUUGGCAACUAAUUAUUGUAACGGAAAUCCGUACCCAGGGUCUAAUUUAUGUGAUAUCUAAUACAUCCAUGUUUAUUUUGUAAUUAUAUUCAAUGUUUCCAUGACUAACUAAGUUUAAAGGGUUUUUACCCAAAUAUUUUCAUUUUGGUGGUUAGCACGUCAGCAUCUUGUCAGCACUGAUUAUGAUCUGUAAUCAGGUCGAAAACUAGUUCUGCUUUUGUGAUGUAGCCUUUUUUAGGGAAUUUUAAUAAAUAUACCUUUUAUAAAGGAUUUUACUUACUUUUUGUAAUAUAUGGUAUACAGCCAGUUACAGGAAAACCUUUUUCCUUGUGGAUUUUUAAAAUUAACUGUUUUUGCUGUCUGCUGCACACCUGAUUCGCAAAUUUAGAGAAAAAACCCAUAUUACUCCCCGUAUUAAUAGUAAAAGUGAAUUACUCAGAAAUGGGAAACAGUUACUAUAGAAUACGGGGAAAUUUUAGACUGGAUUUUUUUUUGACUGAAUGCUUUUGAAUGUUUUUAUUUAUUGUUAUAUCUUAUAUAACAAUACAUAUAUUUGUUUCAUUUAUGUGUAGAUAAAUGUAUUUUCUUCUAUGUUCUUGCAUUUUAUAUUUGAUUCAUUAAAAUUAAAAUCAUACAAAAAAUUAUAUUAUAAAGUUGAAUAUAUCACCCAAUCAGUAAGUCAACAACUGUUCCUAUUGUAAAUUGUAAAAAAAUAAAAAAGUGUUGCAGAUUUAUGUUAAAUUUGAUUUUUGUCGAAAGCUCAAUAUUUCUUUUCUUUCCAAUUCCACUUUAAAUCAUAUUUUUCAUUUUAUAUGCAAAUGUGCACAUUUAUAUUAUUGUCUAUAUUUUUGGGGUUUUUUAAUUACUCGACUUUUUACUGUCGAUUUUUAUUUAAUUUUAGCAUCACAAUAAAAGUAGAUCUCUAAGCUACUAGUUACAACCAAUUGCUCAUAAUGGGGUAUUUUUUCGUUCUCUUCUUUUUCGACUUGGGAACAAGUCUGUAUUUUGUUCUAGUCUAGAUGUCAGCAAAGCUAAAGUAAAUCUUAGUGUUCGUUCUAUUUUCAUUCAAUGUUUUUAUCUAAGCUACUGGCUCUAGUUAAUCUUGCUGCAUCAAAUAAAGUCUCAUUUUAAUAUUUAAUUAUUUAUAUAUUUAAUAUUUAUAUAUUUAUUUAUUUAUUAUUUAUAUAUUUAUAAUAUAUUUUAAUACUUAAAUUAAAGAAAUGAUCUGUAUAUAUUGCAAACGUUAUAUCAAAAAGUGUAGAUGAGUUAUACAAACUAACUAUUUGAAUAAAAACUGAGACAUUUUUUUAUAUUUCAAAUCCAGCGCUGUAUUUUUAUCACUUCAUUUACAUAAAAGAUGCUUCAAGUAGUGAAUGCAAGGGCAUAUCUUACAGAUUAUGUAUUAUUUGCUAUGUAUGUAUUUAUGUAUGUAGAAACAUAAGCAGUUUUUGGGAGUGACCCUAAGCUUAUUGAAAUUUUGUUUAUUUGAAAGUGAUAUCUGUUUAUAUGAAUCUGUAACGAUGGGUUUUUAUAUUUACUUUGCAAUAUAAUAUUUUAAAUGAUUAUAGGUUUUACUCGUAUUUUGAUGUAUUUUCAGAAAUCUAAAAGUGAAGUGGUUUAGUUUUAAUGAUUUGAAAAAGGUGGUGCAAACAAUUGGAGCUAUGACGAUAUUUGUCUUUAUUUAAUAGUAACAAGUAUAAUCAGGGUGAUCCAACGAUGUUCUGUACAGAACAAAUUAUUCAGUAUCUAUUAGUUUUUGAGUUUUUUUUGUUUGUUGUUAAAUUAAAUUUUUAUAAAUAAAAUCUUCAUGGAUACGUGUUCCAACAUUUUUGUCCUUGUAGGCUCUUAAAAAAGAGGAUCCAAUAAUUGUGUUGUACAUAUCAUACCAGUAAAUUAGCUAUAUUAAUAUUUCUGCUAGUUCGUAUUUUUUUAAUAAAUUUUGAAAACUCCUGGCCCGAUCCUGUGUAUUUUAGUCUAUGUAAUCUUUAAGGCCUAAAUUUAAAUGUUCCGUUAAAUAAUGUAGAGUUUGCGUCAAUGGAUCACUCUGUACAUAACUAAUAAAGCCAAUGCUUGAAACACUAUAGUAAAAAACUUACUAAUGUGAAUACCUCAGAAAUAGAAAACUGUUAAUAGGUUACUUUCAAAUGUUUGCAUCGCCUGAACUAGUAUUAGUGUUACGUAUUUGAGAAAAGAUGAGAUGUGAAAAAGUAUAUUUAAAAAUAGUUUUGUACCAUUUUAACAGGAGAUUCUUACUCUUUUGUAAACUAAUACUAGUUUUUACAAUAUGUUCAUCAAUAUUUCAUAUUUCACCUAUAGAAUGGUGCAUUUCGUUGACUUAUUUUGAAAUAAAAAUGACUGAAUGUUA
This is a messenger RNA of Diabrotica virgifera virgifera (western corn rootworm), 10038 nucleotides long. RefSeq names its product ubiquilin-1. Gene Ontology annotation, biological process: ubiquitin-dependent protein catabolic process. The transcript has 4 exons. Gene Ontology annotation, cellular component: cytosol. The record is from RefSeq and is a predicted model, not a curated record. Bases 242 to 2020 code for a protein of 592 amino acids. Lineage: Eukaryota; Metazoa; Arthropoda; Insecta; Coleoptera; Chrysomelidae. Gene Ontology annotation, molecular function: polyubiquitin modification-dependent protein binding.